AGCUUUUGCAUUAGUUAAAAAGAGAUAGAAACAUGGAGAAAUGACCGACAAGCGACAACAGAGCGGCAAGAGCUAAACCUACGGCACGGCGACAGCGACGCCAUAAGUAUCCCGAAAGUUUGUGCUUAAUUUCAUCGAAAACAAUGCGUACAAACUUGUGGUUGUUGAAUUUGUGAAAAGAUGAAUUCAGCUUUGAAGCCAGUUUUGACGUCUUCGACGCCACAGAAUCCUCCUGUGACGACUCAGCUAAACAAACCGAUGCAUCCUCAAGGAGCCCCAGCUAAUUAUGGGCAACCAUCAACUCACAUGCCUCAGAGUUUAGUUAAUUUACCCCAUAACCCAACGGUCGCCCACACACAUCCCAAUCCUGCCCAUCAGAGUAACCAUUACUCGUUAAAUGUGCCCAACGCGCCACAUUACUCCAGCAACAACCCAUCGACGAUACCUGCCAGCAACCAUCCAGUACCCAACGUCAGUCAAGGGCAAGGCGGACAGACCUAUUCACCCAACAAAAAUGUACCAUUUUCGGGAGGAUACCAACCAAACCUCGGACAUCCGCCCAAUCAAAAUCCGAUGCCCCCGGUGAGCCAGACCCUACCCGCCACGCAGCCCCACCAGCCCCCCGCGGCCGCCGACGAGAAGCCCCAAUCGAACGGCACCGCCGAAGCGAAAUCGCCGACGAAGCCGGAGCCCCAAGAGAACCACGUGUCUUUACCGCGGGACAAAUCGCCGAUGCCCCCCAGUUCGCCCAAAACGACGGAAAAACCCGAAGAAAAACCCUCCCCGACGGCCUUACCUGAACAGAAACAACCUCAGGAAUCGAAACCGGUGGAAGAAGCUAAAACGUCCCCCGAGCCGGCCGACAGCCCCCCUGAAAGUGCGCCGGCCGUGAGUGACACUGACCCGAAACCUGAAACACCCGACACUCCCGAGGCGAAGCCGAGUGAGCCACAAGACACUAAAGAAAACAUCACGGAGGAGGCGACGCAAAGCCCGCCCCCCAAAACAAAAGAACAAAAGCCCAAAACCACGCCCAAAACGGCGAGAAAAUCACGAACGCCCAAACCAGAGGGGGAUUCACCCAAAACGUCCAAGGCCCAGCAGAAAUCACCGACGGUUGCUAAAAGCAAAAGGACGCGAACCAAGACACAACCUUAUCAAAGUCCAUUACCUGAAAUUGAAAUUAUCACUAAAAUUACGUCGUCAACUCCCAGGAAUAAAACAAAUGACGAUAAAUUGAUUGUUUUCUAUAAAAACGAAUUUUUGGCUGUAAGAAACUCAGAGGGUAGUUUUUAUAUUUGUCAAGCUGCGCAAAAUAUCUAUAAAAGCUCACCAAAAAUCCGGAUUCGUUGGCUUUCGCAGGAGAAGAGCGAAAAGUCCGGCGAGGUGUACACACCUGAUUUUUACGAUAAUACAGAUUUUGAUUGUAUAUUAACAAACCUAAAUUUGGUGCGCGUCGAUAAGGGUCGUUACAGAUUGCCCCCCGCCGAAAAAGAGCGAACCGACAGUAUUUUGAAGCGGUCUCUGGCUGUGGAAAAGGGCGAAGUGACCUCGCCCUCCCUCACAGAAGAGCAUCCAGAUGGCAUAGACGUGUCACUUUACAAGGAGGAGAGCCAGUUGAAGAAACGAAAAUCGACCAAACGCAAGGCCUCCUCCGCCCUCCGCUCAAAGUCCGCCAGCAGUACGACAAAGUCGCCCGAUCAACCGAAAGUCCGCAAAGUGGUCAAGCCGGUGAAAAAAACACCCAAGAAGGCACCAGCCCCCGCUAAAACUAAGCCGAAGCCUGAGGAGAAAAAACCGAUUGCGUCGUCAAGUCGGACAGAUCGGGCGAAACGGCGAAGCGACAACCAGAAUCACAAUAAAGUCACGCCGGUGGUUGAUCAGAAGAAGGCCAAGGUGCUGGCCAAAGUGGCCAGGAAAGGCGCCCCCAAGGCGGGCAGAAAUGCGAAAGUGGCAAAGGCCAAGAAGGCGGCGCCUAAGGUCAGCGCGAAGAAAACAAAGCGGUCGAAGAAAUAAAGUAUGUAUAUUCACAUCGAACUUAUCACAUUUUCACUGAGAGUUGUGAUGUGUGAGUUGUGAUGAAGAGGAAUUGCGUCCAAUACAUAUUUCUGACAAAUCAAACUGAUACGUAGCCAGAGAGAAAAUGAUGAACUUGCAGUUUAGGCCUUAACUUUUAGUUAUUAUGGAAUGUGUGUUUGGAUGACAUUCUUCGUAUGUUGCAAUGUUGAUAGUUCUAUUAUCUAUUGGCCAUCUUCAGUAACGGUAUUUAUUUUUGUGUCAUUUUUGGUAGAGUUCUGAUUUUUUGUUUAAGAGUGUUUAUAACAAUAAUUUAAGGGCGUAAUAUUCUCUUCUUCAAAUGCGUUAUUUAAGUUUUCUCAAUUAUAAAGUCUAAAUAGCACUAGUAUUACUUAUAUUUUGUAUCGGUACUCAUUUGUACAUUUAAAGCUCUACUUAGAUGUAAAGUCAUGUGAGCAUAUAAUAUAGAUUUAAUCUAUGAAUAAAAUUGUUUCAAUGAUACUUAGGCGACCGUUGAUGAGUAUAUGUAAAUAUACAAUGACCAAUAUAACUAUAUAUUUCUUUAUAAUUAACAAAAGCACAGGCAAUUUUCGAUUAAGUUAUUAGGAGUUAGUAUGUGUUGUGCUUAAACAAAUUAAGUAUUAAAGAGAUGUGGAAUGGAUGUUGCUGUAGUCUUGUGCCAGUCGAAAUUCGAUGAAAGUUAAAUUUUCCUGAAAUAAUUUAUAAAUGGAAAUAAAUUAUUGAAUAAAUCCUGAAAAUAGCAAAAACAUUUUCUUCCGGAAAUGAAACCACAAAAUGCCAGAACUUCGUCUUUAUUGGUCCACAAGAAUUGAGACAGAUCUUCCCUACACAUUAAUACAUAAGACAUUGUUGAUUGUAUACAUUUGCUUUUUUCUAAAUAUAACUUUUGUAAAAAUAAAAUAUCUCGUAAAAAUA
Tribolium castaneum (red flour beetle) is the source of this 2952-nucleotide messenger RNA. RefSeq names its product proteoglycan 4. The record is from RefSeq and is a predicted model, not a curated record. The coding region runs from base 181 to 2016 and encodes 611 amino acids. The transcript is spliced from 8 exons. Lineage: Eukaryota; Metazoa; Arthropoda; Insecta; Coleoptera; Tenebrionidae.